AUGAACAUGGAGGUAUCAGAAUGUUUAAAAGAAUGGGAAGAUUUGAUUGUCGAUUACAAACGAUUAGAGACAAUAAACAAAGAGUAUGCAACAAAGUUGGAAGAAGUUGGUGAGCUUCAGGCAUCAUGUUUCAAAGAAUUGAACCAUCAAAAAUAUCGUAUGUCCAUCAUAACUAAUGCACUUAAAAGGUUGGAGAAAAAAGGGCACACAAAAGAUGAACGGAUAGCGAAUUUGGAGAAGGAAAUUAUGAAGAGGAAAGCCAUGUUACAUGAAAUUGAAGCGACCUUGCCCAAACAGAAUAGCCUCUAUUUAAAAAUUAUACUUGGCAACGUGAAUGUCUCCAUCCUAAAUAAGAAUGAUAAAUUCAAAUAUAAAGAUGAAUAUGAAAAAUUCAAAUUGAUCCUGAGUGCCAUAGCUUUUGUUUUAGCUGUUGCAAAUUUAUAUAUAGAUUUCAGGCCGCUACAAUUAAUAUUGAUAUUCCUCCUUGUGUGGUACUACUGUACGCUGACGAUACGCGAGAGCAUUUUGAAAGUAAACGGCUCCCGAAUCAAGGGCUGGUGGAGGCUCCACCACUUCAUAUCGACCGUGGUCGCUGGGAUCCUCCUUAUCUGGCCACAGAACGAGUCUUGGGAGGAGUUUAAACAUACAUUCAUGUGGUUCAUCGCUUAUAUCAGUGUCGUACAAUAUAUGCAGUUUCGGUAUCAGAGCGGCGUUCUCUAUCGGCUAAAGGCGUUAGGGGCUAGACAUAACAUGGAUAUAACGAUAGAGGGUUUCCACUCAUGGAUGUGGCGGGGUCUCUCCUACCUGUUACCGUUUCUCUUCGGCGGUUACAUUUUCCAACUCUACAUUGCGUAUACGCUGUAUCAUUUGAGCUACAACCCCGACGCGACGUGGCAGGUGCCUUACUUAGCCGUUUUGUUCCUUACGUUGCACGUCUGCAAUACGUACACGAUAUUCAACACGAUGUACAAGAAAAAUCACUUGCGCGGCGCACUCAAGUUGCGCUACAAAUUGCGAGCAAUUGCGUACCGGCUGUCCAAUGAGAUCGCGGAGUUGGAUCAAAAAUGGCGACAAAAUAAGUUCGAGCCAAAGCAAGAUUGA
This is a messenger RNA of Leptosia nina, 1101 nucleotides long. Lineage: Eukaryota; Metazoa; Arthropoda; Insecta; Lepidoptera; Pieridae. The record is from the annotation of a GenBank genome assembly.